AUGUCAACUUCCAAAUGUGCAUCAGAAUAUAACAGAUCGAAAAAAUGUAACGAUUACAGUUUGCAAUUUACUCGAUGGUUUCUCAAGCCAAUUGGUGCGUGGCCACAAAUAAACACAUCGAGUUCAGUGUGCAAAAUUGUGAUAUUACUACACAUUUUUAUUUGUUCAAGCAUGAUAGCAUCCAAUAUGGUACCAUGUUUGUUAUAUGUAUUAUUUGAAAAAGUCAAUAUCAAGCUAAAACUGAGUGCCGUUGGGCCAUUACUUCACAGAGUUAUGGGCUCGGUACAUUACUGGGUGCUGCUUAAGCGCAAUAGUGAUAUUUACAAAGUAAUACGACACAUGGAAACAGAUUGGUGUCUGAUACAAAGGCUUGAUAAUCGUGAAUUAAUGCUACAACAAGCUAAGUUCGGUCGCUUUGUCGCCAUAAUUUGUGGUAUAAUCAUGUAUGGUGGUACAAUCCUGUUCAGCAUAGCAAAGGCAAUGAAAACCAUAACCAUCGACGUCGGUAAUGAAACUUUUACAACACAUCCGAUGACGUGUCCGGUUUAUAGCAAGAUUAUUGAUACGAGAUUUAGCCCUGUGAAUGAAAUCGCAUUGGUUUUACAAAAUCUCGCAAUAUUAGUAGUGAGUUCCUCUACUGUCGGUGCUUGCAGUUUGGCUGCCGUUUUCGCAAUACAUGCUUGUGGUCAACUGAAAGUGCUGAAUGCGUGGCUACAUGAACUUGUUGAAAAUCAAAAGAAGGGGAAUGAUACAGCUGAACGAAAGCUAGCUGCUAUUGUUGAACAUCAUCUGAGAAUAUUGAGUUUUAUAUCACAAGUGGAAAGUAUUAUGCAUAAAGCCGCUCUUGUGGAAUUAGCCGGGUGCACGGUAGUCAUGUGUUUGCUUGGAUAUUACACUAUUACGGCUUGGGAAACACUUGAUACGACAAAAAUAACAUCUUCUCUUAUUGUAUAUUUAUCGAUGGGUUUCAAUAUAUUUAUAUUUUGCUACAUCGGAGGAAUUAUCACUGAACAGUGCAAAAAUGUUGGAGAAAUGGCAUAUAUGACUGAUUGGUACAAUCUACAUCAUAAAACUGCACGUAGUCUCAUUCUGAUUAUUGCCCGAUCGAAUAACGUAAUUAAGAUCACAGCAGGAAAGUUAUUCCAUUUAUCCAUAGCAACCUUUGGUGAUGUAAUUAAAACUUCGAUGGUAUAUUUAAAUUUUUUGCGAACAAUUAUUCUUAGAGCAAUUAAAUCUAGAAACAUUUUGACACCAAAAUGA
Molecule: messenger RNA, 1260 nt
Organism: Mycetomoellerius zeteki
Lineage: Eukaryota; Metazoa; Arthropoda; Insecta; Hymenoptera; Formicidae
Product: odorant receptor 22c
Exons: 5
Coding region: 1-1260 (419 amino acids)
Biological process (GO): detection of chemical stimulus involved in sensory perception of smell; sensory perception of smell
Cellular component (GO): plasma membrane
Molecular function (GO): olfactory receptor activity; odorant binding
Source: RefSeq, a predicted model, not a curated record